Molecule: messenger RNA, 3944 nt
Organism: Desarmillaria tabescens
Lineage: Eukaryota; Fungi; Basidiomycota; Agaricomycetes; Agaricales; Physalacriaceae
Exons: 7
Coding region: 338-3679 (1113 amino acids)
Source: RefSeq, a predicted model, not a curated record
UCAGAAUUCUUUUCAUGGAGCCCUCUGGGCCUGGUGCUGGACUGUAUCUCAGGAAUGGAUUACUUCUUUUUUUUCGUAGAUGUGCUGAUUCUCAGCGCCACGGUGCCGAAUGUCGAAUUCGUUUUGAAUGCUGGUGCCUGCAUGUCUUUGUACAGCGUUAGAUACGAUCCUCGCCGCCACGUGCGAACUUUGAGAAAAUAGGGGAGCGUGGGAAGGUUGAUGAGGGCUGGGGAUCCUUUACGCCUCUCCAACGCUUACGUCCUCCUUCCAGAGGCCCUUCGUCGUGCACUGCGGGGCCGGGUGCGACGACGACGACAACAGUGACGACGCGCCCCUGAUGACAACGAAGAGCCAGCCAUUUUCUCGGUUAUCGCGCUUUGGUGUUUCCUUCAAGUCCAACCCCUCGUCGCGGAACCGAAAUCCGGAAAAACCAGCUGCGGAGGACGACAACUGGUAUAUUCCGUACAAUGGCCCUGUCGAGGCUCCCAGGCGACCGUACGCAAAGCCUAAAGAAAGGGACAGCUGGGGUGACUCGGUGUAUGAUGAUGAUGAUGGGGACGUUGGCAGCCAGCGAGUCGCGCAGAAUGGGUGGGAUAAAGGGCGUCCUAGGGCCCAUACGGAGUCUGCAAUCACGGGAAGAAGUGGAUUCCCUACUCGUUCGUAUGUCAAUGUCGACCCUCCUGGAGGCGUAGGAGAAUCUCCAGCACCUCGAAUAUCCCGCGAAUCUACCUCGAAAUCGCCUUUUGCCAGUAUAUUCUCUUUUGGUUCUGCAAAGAAACGAGCAUCACCGCCCUCAGUUCUGACAAAAACUGAUUCCAACGGCGAUGACGAAGAAUACUACAAUUCAUACUACUCCACGCUGGUCCAAUCUCCACUCAGAAAUCAGUACCCGUCAAGGCCAGACGAUCUCUGUCGUUCUCCAAGCAGUCCUAUUGGCCGUUCUGAAAACACACAUUCUCCAGUAUCCGGCCAGUCAUCACCGACACCGCAUCCUUACGCAUAUGUGUUUCCCACUCCUGAUUACAACGAUCCCCCCGAAAACAGCACCCCUCAUAGUACAGGCAACCCUCAGCGCUCGUCUCUUCACCCUUCGUCUGCUGCUGGUCAUCGACUAACAAAUUCCAUCUCCUCUCCCGAUUUGCGGCUUUCGCCAGCCUCCUCGUCAUCACGAACGCAGCCUAAGUCUUCUAUACUGAAAGGCAAAGAUCGUUGGCUUUCACCAGAGACGUGGUGCGAUGCUCUUUUCCUUCCCAAGCCUCGAUUCAAGGUAAAGCAAGAUGGGAGCGUUCAAUACGGCAAAGGCAGAAUAGUCAGCCCGCCGGGAAGCCCUGUCUUCGCGUCGUUCGGCCAGGCUAAUCAGCCACCAGGUGUCUUGUCUCGCGCUCUGGCCCAAUCUCGGUCGAUGGUUGAUCUUCCCCGUACGGCAAACAAACACGCUCCUGAGCCAUUUUACAUUGGACCGCCACGGCCGCGAAGUCUUUCCCUUGAUGAUCUCGCACUUCCGAGCCCAGUACCGUCAUUAGCUCGGGUACUCGAGGAAGGCCAGAUUCUUGAACAUCAACGUAAAAAAUGGCAGAUGCAGGCUCAGCGUUCAUUUCAGAAUAGCCGCGCACGUAGCCUUUCUCGAGCACGGACCAAAUCACUUAACUCUAAACAGGCCAAGCGGGCGGAGAGUGAUACUGUGAAACAUCCACAUAUCGACUUCCUCGCUGCCCGCUCUCUUUUGGGUAAUCAAGACCCAAUAAAUAUCUCCACAAAAGCUAGGCUGCGCACCACGAGCCAACCCAAUGGCAGUGGCGGACCUACCUUCUCAAGAUCAUCACACACACACUCGAAUUCCCUGUCAAAAACGUCCAAGUCAUCAAAAUCACAUUCUCAGGGUCACUCCAGGAACGAUUCGUGGGGAAAGAAGGUCGUCAAAACAACCGGUGGGGUGCUCUGUGGGUUUGAUGCGUCCGCUUUGACUCCGAACGAAGAGAAAAAGCUACCAUUUGACGAUGCGUUGGCCGGCGAUGGAACGAGAGUCAUUCGAUUUGAAGACCCCUCGUCGGCUCGUGAUUCUGUGGUGCGGUUGACCCCGCCACAGGGAACGUCGCCUACACCAUCUACAGGGACCGACCUGCAUAUGGGUAUUGCGCUGUCUACGCCACCGGUGGAUAUGGAGGAUCGGGAGUCGAUCAGAUUGCCAGCUCAUCCAUACGCGCAAGGAGGGCGGUAUACGUAUACUAGUCCUCCAAGCCGUGGUUCAGAUUAUGCUGGUCCGCAUCCCUCUUCGGUGACUGGUGGGGGUGACCGGGAACGUCUGGAUAUGUCUCAGCGUCACAGACUGCCUCCCCGAGCCUUUAACCAUCCCUACGCCCAGUAUGCCGAUCGUGAUUCGUACAUCGAAAGUGACCGAAUUAUCCCUAAUCCCCGUCCGGAUAGUAAUGUUUCGCCUGCCUCAAAAAUGUGGGCGCAGCUGUCACCUAAUGGGAAGGUGCAGGAGAUACUUCCUGAAGAGAUCAGGUACUCUCCGCUUAUUCACGCAAAGGGAACAGGGUCAAAUAUACGGCAUUCGGGGAAUAUCUUUGAUACUAUUGGUGUUGGGGAAGCGCUCUUUAGUGCUGGUGAGGUUCGGGGUAGUAAGGAUAGUGGACUUGGUGCGAGCGAGGAGCAAGGCGUGCGUGCCCAAGUGGGUGAAAAGCCCCAUCCGUACAGCAACUUCCGACAACCCGUGGCAUAUGAUGUUACCAAACCCUUGUUUUUUCACAGGACCGCGACUGAAAAACCUCUUCCGUCACAACCAGGAGACACGACAGCAACACCGGAACGUCCGGCCCUUGUUCAUGAGUCAUCCUCCUCAACGGACCGGACACCAGAGACCAAUUCGUCCCAGGCUUCACCCCGCCCGCUCGGGAGUCCCGAUGACCUAGAGCAUUUCCAAGACCUCUUUUAUCGACCUAGCCAAGUGAUUGGACCUGCACUAUCUAGGAAUCCCUCUUCUAGAAGCGGGCUCACGACUCUAGCGAAUCAACUCAAGGAGUUUGAGGAGAGGGAACGGCACCUUUCGGUUGGCAGCAGCUCGGGUUCCAGUCGUCCUGGUGGUGGUGAUGGGAUGCAGUUCGUGCUUUCGGAGCGGCCUGAGGGUGCUCGUCGGGGGAGCAUCAUACCUCCGUUCCAUCCGUCUGUGACUAUCCCGGAAGAUGUGGAAUCUUCGCGUGCGUCUUCAGUGAUUGAGCGAUCACCGGUGGAGGCGGCUAGUGAUGAAGCUUUCAAGUUGGGACAAGUAGAGUCCCAGGCAACACCCCUGGCCAUGUCUAGCGCUCAUCGGUCCUCUUUCAUUGGACUCAUGUCCUUCUCACCCGGUCGUAACCCGCCCGAGGAAGAAGAUCCAGACAACACGAUCACAAUGCGGGACUCUCAUGCUCUGCUACAUCCUUCAUCCUCAGGGCAUCCUUCCACUGAUCUCACGCGAAGUAGCUACUUGACUAAUUCAAGUCUCUAUUCGCGAAUGUCCAAUCUCUCUGACUUUCCCGUUCCGCCCGCCCGGGAUGCGCCAGCGCGUGUCUCGUAUACCAGUUCUUACUUUGAUGACCAAUAUACGGCUCGCGAUGCUCGAAGCGUCACGAGUAGCAAGCGUAUGACCUUUGGUGGAGAUGAGGAGAUUGACCAACUACUGGCCAGUCUAUCUACGAGCUGAUUUUCCGGACCGACCUGCCUGUCCUACCAGCCAUAAUAUUGGUUUGUAUCUUUAUUAUUGUUAUACUGUACUUACUUGUGAAUCUUAGAGAGCUGUGCAUGUCUUUCCUGAUCUUUCGUUAUGAUACUUAUUGUCAUUUGAUUCGCUGGGGUUCUGCUUUUCAAUAAUUUAUACGUGUAUAUCUCUUGCAUCACUUUGGAUUGGUAGUACAUGGCGCUGAAAUACCUUUCAUAUAAGGAAAAUAAUAAUACGGAAAUCAGGUGCU